UCCAAAUGCAAAGCGGGAUGCAAAGGCGACUGGUCACAUAAGGCUCUCUGUGCUGUGAUGUCAUCUGCCGGAAGAUGUGAAGUGGCAGACGAUGCAGGUUUGACUUUCUUCCACUGAAAGGCGUUUGACAGCUUGUCGUAAUAAAGGGAAUGGGAGCGAAGCGAUCGCAUUAUACUCAUCUCCAAAAUACCAUAUAAUGCGCCAUCCCUCAAAUAACCGGUUAUAGAGAAAAUGGUGCUCAGUUCAACGACUGGUUCAUAACAUCCUAAUUUUUUCCUUCCAAACAUAACACUGGGAGCAUCGACCGCGCUGGGUUGGCCAUGAAUCCGGCGGAACAAACAGUUACUUGGCUCAUUACCCUCGGGGUUUUGGAAUCGCCCAAAAAGACUAUUUCGGAUCCCGAUGGAUUUCUGCAAUCCUCAUUAAAGGAUGGGGUCGUCUUGUGCAGGUUACUGGAACGGCUGCGUCCAGGCACUGCUGAUAAAAUCUUCCAAGACCCCAAGAACGACAGCGAGUGUUUGAGCAACAUCACACAGUUUCUCAAGGGUUGCGCUGUGUUCCGCGUCGAGCCAUUUGAGGCUGGUGACCUGCUUCAAGCCCACAACUUCAGCAGGGUCCUCAGUACACUGGUUGCCCUCAAUAAAGUGACUGCAGAUAUUGGCAUUGGCAGUGACUCUGUAUGUACGCGUCACUCCUCCGCCCACCGGAUCAAGUCCUUUGAAUCUUUGGCCUCCCAGUCCUCACUGGGCAGAUCUUCUAAAUUACUCCAUAACCAGUUCCGCAGCCUGGACAUGACGGAGAACAGUAACACUCAGUUAGUGGUAAAAGCUCGCUUCAACUUCCAGCAGACCAAUGAGGAUGAGCUUUCUUUCAACAAGGGUGACAUCAUCAAUGUCACUCGCACAGAAGAAGGAGGUUGGUGGGAAGGAACUCUCAGUGGCAGGACAGGCUGGUUUCCAAGCAAUUAUGUCAAAGAGAUCAAAGGGUUUGAUAAACCAGUGUCACCUAAAUCUGGAACUCUUAAAAGCCCACCCAAAGGCUUUGACACCACUGCUAUCAGUAAAACCUACUACAAUUUGGUGCUACAAAACAUUUUAGAAACUGAAACAGAUUAUUCAAAGGACCUCCAGAACCUAUUGUUCAACUACCUGAGACCACUACAGAUGGCAGAGAAACUGAGCUCAACAGACGUCAAUGUCAUCCUCGGGAACCUGGAGGAAAUCAGCACUUUCCAGCAGACUCUGGUCCAAUCACUGGAGGACUGCACCAAACUUCCAGAGCUGCAGCAGAAGAUAGGAGGGUUUUUCAUGAAUCUCAUGCCCCAGAUGAGGUCUCUAUAUGUGUCGUACUGCUCCAACCACCCCUCAGCAGUCAGUAUUCUCACUGAGCACAGUGAGGAACUUGGGGAGUUUAUGGAGGGGAGAGGUGCCACCGUUCCAGGUAUUCUGACUCUGACCUCUGGCCUCAGCAAGCCCUUCAUGAGACUGGACAAGUAUCCCACAUUGCUGAAAGAACUGGAGAGACACAUGGAGGAGGGUCAUCCAGACAGAACAGAAAUCCAGAAGUGUAUGACAACAUUCAAGAAUCUCUCUGCACAAUGUCAAGAGGUGCGGAAACGCAAGGAGCUCGAGCUCCAGGUCCUGACUGAGACAAUUCGGCUCUGGGAGGGGGAGGACAUCAAGACCCUGGGUUCUGUGUUGUAUAUGAGCCAGGCCAUGGUCCAGAACCUCGGCUGUGAGGAGAGGCACGAACGUUACCUUUUGCUGUUUCCUCAUGUGCUGCUCAUCCUGUCUGCCAGUCCAAGGAUGAGUGGCUUUAUCUACCAGGGCAAACUACCUUUGAGUGGGAUGACAGUGACCCCAUUAGAAGACUGUGAAAGCCAUGAAAAUGCUUUUGAGCUCUCGGGCAACAUGUUUGAGAGGCAUCGGGUGAUCUGCUAUAACAAACAGGAUCUACAGGACUGGAUCGAGCACCUCAACCGACAGACCAAGCACACCACCAUGGCGGCUCCCAGCAUAAAACCACUAACUGUCCCCUGCCACACACUCCCGUCUCACCCUCUGACACCAUCCAGACAUGCAGAAAGCCGGGGCCUAACAGUCGCUCCUGCCUACCAUACCCUCCCACACCCCACUUCUCAUGGGGCCCCUCACAGCACCAUGAUGUGGGGCCCCCUGGAGCCCCCUAAAACCCAUAAACCCUGGAGCCUGAGCUGCCUGCGUCCAGCCCCCCCACUCAGACCCUCAGCUGCUCUCUGCUAUAAAGAGGACCUCAGUAAAAGUCCCAAGACUAUGAAAAAGCUGCUGCCUAAAAGAAAGCCAGAGAGGAAGCCGUCCGAUGAGGAGUUUGCACUGAGGAAGAGUACCGUAGCUCUGGAGGAGGAUGCUCAGAUACUGAAAGUGAUCGAGGCCUACUGCACAAGUGCCAAAACCAGACAGACUCUGAACUCAACAUGGCAAGGCACUGACCUCAUGCAUAACCACGUUUUGGAUCAAUCCAACAUGGAUUCUCUGGGCCACCGUAGCAGUAUCUCAAGGCCAGAGGGCAACUCGGAUCUCUCAGAGGACUCUGACUAUGACAGUAUAUGGACGGCCCACAGUUACAGGAUGGGCUCUGUAUCCCGUAAGAGCUCCUACAUCUCCCACCUGAUAGUUCCUGGAGAGGAGAAGUUCAGUGUCGACGAGUUGAAGAGUAAUGGUCAGACUCUUCUGGAAGAGAAGAGCCUUGUGGAUGUUGUUUAUGCUCUGAGAGAUGAGGUACAAGAACUUAAACAGGACAAUAAAAAAAUGAAGAGAUCCCUGGAAGAAGAACAGAGAGCCCGGAAAGAUCUGGAGAGGAUAGUUCGAAGAAUGCUAAAGAAUAUGAACGACCCAUCUUGGGAUGAGACAAACUUAUGAUAUCAGUGUGGCCAGUUUACAAGUUUUUAUUACACUAGUGGUUCAAAAUGAUUUCAACCAGUUUAACAUUUCACAAAUGUUUUUCUUUCCACAUAUGUUGUGGAUUCAGUUGUAAAUAUGUGUCUGUAGUUACCUUAACUGGCUCAUUUUAAUGUUCAUGUCCUAAAACAUGCUCUUUCAAUGCAUUUACACCAAGCAUGUGCUUUUAAGUUUACAAGUUUGAAAUCUGACAAGCACUAAUUUCGUCCAUGACAGACUUUGCCAUGAGUGUUACCUGUGUCUGUCUUGGAGGAAUGGCAUCACUUUUAUGCUAGUUUGUCUUUUACGUGGUGUUAUACAAGACAGGCAGUACGUCAUUUUUCACAUGCAACUGAUGUAGAAAUUGUGACCAUCUAACUGCUUAACCUGUAUUUCUACAAAUUACCUUUGUAAAAAGGUUCAGUAGGUAAUCUUAAAUACUCUAUUUUACCGUUACAUUUUUUUUUGUUGUUUUUUGAGAUUUUAUUUAGAUAUACUCUGAAUCAAGAUGCUGAAUCUGUGAAUAUUUCAAUGAUGUGAAGUUUUCAUUCCAUUUAAUUGUUUACAAAUGACUAAAAUUGAUACUUAAUAUUAAACUAUAGGUACGUUCGGUAAUAGCAAAGGUCAUACUGUAUGUUAAAUUAGGAACACAACAAUAAGAUCAUAGUAUGUUGGUAUGCUGGGUAUAUAACUUGUUUUAGGUGCCAUUGUAACUCAAGCUGUGACAGGACUUCAUUACUGUGAUACCUUCUUCAUCACUAACUGCCCUUUAUACCUGUAAAUUAACACUUUGUAACUGUGACCAAAGUAAAUGCCAAACCCUUAUUUAUGUCAAUUCUUACUGUAAUGGAAUGUUAUUCUUAUAGCUCUUACAAAACACUAGUAGAAUAACAUCGUCUGAACUCACAGGAUAUUUAUUAUGGAGUGUUCUUUACCUCAGAUCCAUGUUACUGUAAAUUUAUUCUGUAAAUAAAGAGCUCUCUUUGUUA
Molecule: messenger RNA, 3904 nt
Organism: Myxocyprinus asiaticus (Chinese sucker)
Lineage: Eukaryota; Metazoa; Chordata; Actinopteri; Cypriniformes; Catostomidae
Gene: arhgef7a
Product: Rho guanine nucleotide exchange factor (GEF) 7a
Exons: 22
Coding region: 321-2897 (858 amino acids)
Biological process (GO): intracellular signal transduction
Molecular function (GO): protein binding; guanyl-nucleotide exchange factor activity
Source: RefSeq, a predicted model, not a curated record